CUUUCAUAUUUAUUUCAAACACAUAUGUCACAUCAUUAUACACAGUUUGCCUGGCCAAUGCCCUGACUUCUCUGUCAGGACAAACUACAGUAUGAUGAUAAACCACUAAUACAAAAUGGCCAGAGGAGUGUUUUAAAUGGAGAUGAAAAACACAAGAAGCUGCUGCUCUGAAGUACCAGUAUCACAGCUGGUUUUUGUUGGAAAGCUUGACCUCUGCAAGACAGGAAUCAGCAGAAUUCAGAAAGUAUAGUACAGUUCCCUCAGCUUUUCAAACCCAACAGUGACUCUCUGCACUUGCAGUCUGUAGCCGAUCCAUUUUCCCCUAAUUUUGUUUCUGUUGGCCUUAGAAUCACAGAAUCAUCCAGGUUGGAAGAGACCUCCAAGAUCACCUAGUCCAGCCUCUGACCUAAGACUAACAAGUCCUCCAUAUGAGUGUCUUUUCCUGUUCUUACACUUCUCUGACUACUGCAUUAGUUUUGAUUCCAUCUUCCUCUUAGGAGUCUUGCUUUCUCACCUGAUCCUGGCUGUCACAUAUGCCAUUUUGUAAAUUUGUUCAAUGUUUUAUGUGAAGGCAAACAGAUGUAAGCAUAGCUUUAUACAAUUUACCAUUGAGGUGAGGCUGCACAUUUUGAUUUUCCACUAUACCUCCAUACGUUCUAUAAGCUUAUGAUUCAUACCUAUACAUACCACAGGAAUUACGUAUGUGGUGCUGGGGUGAUAAUGCACCAUAAUAUUCUGUCUAGACGUUAAUAAUAUCUUUAUAAAGUUAGGCUGUCACUGUCCCCUGAUGACUCCCAAUAUACAUUGUACUGCUGCAUUAUAUUUAACUGUUUUUCAUCUCAGACCUCAAUUUCUUCCAUCUUCAUUUCUGAUUAACGUGUAUCCUGUGGAACAUUAAACAACAUGAAGAAAACACUGCGACCAUUCUUUCUUCUUUAGAGGCAGUGGGAGUGAAAUUGGAAGCUGCAAAGUAGUUCUUGUGACAAGCGUCACUGCAUUUCUGAUGAAACUCUUAAAUUUUAUGCAUAAACCUGUCCAACAGUAGGGAUCCUUCAGUAGUCCAACGUGCAUCCACGACAAGGGUGCUGAAACAUGCAAGCAGCACCCAGCAAGCCCAGAGGGUGCACCCAGCCUUCACCUCAGGAUUUUUAGCUUGCUUUCCUGGGUGAUUUGUACACCACAAGCUGCUGCUUCUCCAGAGGAGUUCUGCUAGAGCAUUUACGAGUCCUGCUGUCACCCCGCUUUACACAACCCUAAACCUCCUCGGACACCCAAAACACCCGACACCACCAUCAGCCGCGGUACCCGACCCUGGUGCCGGACCAGCCCUGCGGCACCUGACGGGGCGUUAAGGAAACACCGCAGUUUGCUCCGGUCAGAGCCCAGACACGGCCUGAGCCCCCUUCCCCGGGCAACCUCGGCGCUGUCAGCGCGAUGCUCUGCCCCUGCCCGCUUCCCCUCCCCACCGAACGCCAUGGCGGCGGCCGCUGAGGGGAGGGAGAAGAAGGGCGCGCGGGGGGCACUGGGAGAAGGAGGGGAGCCGCCAUGUUGGGCGGGUCGGUGGGCCGUGCCGUGCCGAGCCGUGCCGGUGGGCGGUGUGGGGCGGUGUAGGGCGGGGGCAGCACCAGGAGCCGGGGCGGCGGCUGCCAGCAGCUGUCAGCGCCCGCUCCUCAGGGGCCGGGGCCCCUCGCCGAGCGCUCUGCGGCCGCCGCUGCCGGGCUUGUCAGCUCCUCACGGGAAGCACCGAAGGCGCCGCGGCGCCCACCCUCUCCCUCACCCCUCCUCGCCCUGCAAAACCCUUUUCCUUCCGCCCGCCCAUCGCUGACAUCCUCCUCCGGUCGCCUCCUUUCCUUUCCCCCCCCACCCCUUCCCCUUCCCCAGCCCAGCCCCGGGCUGCGCGGCCCCCGCCGCCCCUGCGAGCGCUGCGCACAUCGCCCGAGCCUGCAGCACCGAGCGAAUGUAUGAAAACAUGUCCACAAUGGUGUAUCUAAAGGAAGAGAAGUUGGAGAAGCUUACUCAAGAUGAAAUCAUUGCCAAAACUAAGCAAGUGAUUAAUGGACUAGAGGCACUGAAGAAUGAACACAAUUCAAUUUUACAGAGCUUACUUGAAACACUGAAAUGUUUGAAGAAAGAUGAUGAAACUAAUCUGGUUGAAGAAAAAUCAAACAUGAUUCGAAAGUCACUGGAGAUGCUGGAACUUGGCCUUAGUGAAGCACAGGUAAUGAUGGCCUUGUCAAAUCACUUAAAUGCAGUGGAAUCGGAGAAGCAGAAACUGCGUGCUCAGGUUCGCCGACUGUGCCAGGAAAAUCAGUGGCUACGGGAUGAACUAGCCAAUACACAACAGAAACUACAGAAAAGCGAGCAAUCUGUGGCCCAACUGGAGGAAGAAAAGAAACACCUAGAAUUCAUGAAUCAAUUAAAAAAAUAUGACGAUGAUAUUUCACCAUCAGAGGAUAAAGAUACAGAUUCCACCAAAGAGCCUUUGGAUGAUUUAUUUCCCAAUGAUGAAGAUGACCAAGGUCAAGGAAUUCAACAGCAGCAUAGCAGUGCAGCAGCUGCUGCCCAACAAGGUGGAUAUGAAAUUCCAGCAAGAUUAAGGACCCUUCAUAAUCUUGUUAUUCAGUACGCAUCCCAAGGUAGAUAUGAGGUUGCUGUACCUCUUUGUAAACAAGCUCUUGAAGAUCUGGAGAAGACUUCAGGUCAUGAUCAUCCCGAUGUUGCCACUAUGUUGAACAUACUUGCUUUGGUGUACAGAGACCAAAACAAGUACAAAGAUGCAGCAAAUCUCCUGAAUGACGCCUUGGCUAUCCGUGAAAAGACUUUGGGCAAAGAUCAUCCAGCGGUGGCAGCAACUCUAAACAAUCUUGCAGUACUUUAUGGUAAACGUGGAAAAUAUAAAGAAGCUGAACCUUUGUGUAAGAGAGCUCUGGAAAUCAGAGAAAAGGUCCUGGGGAAAGAUCACCCUGAUGUUGCCAAACAGUUAAAUAACUUGGCUUUACUAUGCCAGAACCAGGGUAAAUAUGAGGAGGUAGAAUACUACUAUCAGAGGGCACUGGAGAUUUACCAAACUAAGCUGGGACCAGAUGAUCCAAAUGUUGCAAAAACAAAGAAUAACCUGGCAUCCUGUUACCUAAAACAAGGCAAAUUUAAGCAAGCGGAAACUUUAUACAAAGAGAUUCUUACUCGUGCUCAUGAACGGGAAUUUGGCUCUGUAGAUGAUGAAAAUAAGCCUAUUUGGAUGCAUGCAGAAGAGAGGGAAGAAUGCAAAGGAAAACAAAAAGAUGGUACAUCUUUUGGAGAAUAUGGUGGCUGGUACAAAGCUUGCAAAGUGGAUAGUCCAACAGUAACAACUACCUUAAAGAACCUUGGGGCACUUUACAGACGGCAAGGCAAAUUUGAAGCUGCUGAAACAUUAGAAGAGGCAGCAAUGAGAUCUCGUAAACAGGGUCUUGACAAUGUUCAUAAACAGAGAGUUGCUGAAGUGCUGAAUGACCCUGAGAGCACAGAAAAAAGACGAAGCCGAGAAAGCCUCAAUGUUGAUGUGGUAAAAUACGAGAGUGGGCCUGAUGGAGGCGAGGAAGUGAGUAUGAGCGUAGAAUGGAAUGGGGAUGGCACUGGAUCUUUAAAACGCAGUGGUUCCUUUAGCAAACUUCGUGCUUCCAUUAGACGCAGCAGUGAGAAGCUGGUUAGAAAGCUGAAGGGAGGAAGUUCACGAGACAGUGAACCAAAGAAUCCAGGCAUGAAGCGUGCCAGUUCUCUGAAUGUUCUUAACAUGGGUGGCAAGGCUACUGAAGAUCAUUUUCAAGAACGAAAUAAUUGUCUGACAGACUCGAGAGCUCUGAGUGUCAGUCAUACUGAUUUGGCGCAUUGAGAUUCUUGGACAGAAGCUAGCUAAUACUUUGUGAAUAAAGAAGCACUGAGACCUUCAAAGCUUUGGUUCCUCAUCAUUAUGUAUAGGAACACCUAGUUUGCAUAUUUUUAUUUUUGUUUUUCAGUGGACUGCUGUUUUUACUUCUCUAAAUAGGGACAAUUUUAAACACAGCAUUAGUGGGUAUUUUCUUCUAAAGGAAAACUAUAUAGGUGUAUAUUGCUCAUUGCACUGCUCCCAUUCAUGCUACUUAUGUUUUCUUUAAUAGGUCUGAGAAUUACAGCAGCCAAAAAAUUGUAAAAAUACGAACAUAUUUAAAGCAUACCAAAAUGCAAAGGUGUUUGAAAAUGCGAGCAAAACGAAAUGUAUAGCAAUAAAUAUAUACAGUGCUGGAGAAAAGGAUAAAUUAUUUGCGUUACCAUGUAAGUUCAAAUUGAGCACACUGCAUUGGCGGGGAUUUCUAUUGCACCACUGAUUAUUUUGAUGUUAAAAACCUUAGCUGGCAAAAUGGCACUUAGACUUGGCUUACUUAACCACUAGAUUGAGCUGUUAAAUUCUGUAAGAGACAGUUGGGGUUACAUUAUAUAGAGAUAGCAUGAAUAGCAAUACCUGUGACCAUAACUUCGAUACUUGUUGAUGUAGGUCUUAGGGCACAAUAAUCAAUGGAGAUAGGUCAGUUCACGUUGAUCAGAACAAACGGAAAAUGUUUUGACCUUUAUCUUGUAUGGUUGAAGGAUACGGAAGUGCUGGACUGUAGCUGUCCCAGAGCAGCUGCUGUUGCUCUUAGGGAAACACCAAGCCUCAGGUUGACUUUCUUGCUUGUCCACUGGAAUUCACAGCCCCAUUCUCUGUACGCUGAAAGCGCUCCAACAUUUCCUUACGCUGAUCCCAAAUCCUGCCGUUCUCUGUAAUAGCUGAUGACAGCAGAAGCAGGCAACUGCACGCUGGGCUGUUACAAGGUGGAGUAGCUGCUGUGCAAAGGACCACUCAGAUCUUAAGGGCCCCAGAGGAAGCACUAGAUGGCCAUCAGCGGCAAGCAACUUGUUUGACCACACAUCCAUGUUAAAUCUACUUACGGUUAAUAUAUAUGCUGUCUGUAUAAAGGACUGCUGCUGGAACUAAGUAUGUAUGUUUUAAGUAUUUUAUAGACACUAGUAUUUCCUUUUGCUUUUCUGUAAAGCUUGUAAUUUUGUUCAUCUUUUGUAAAAAGUCAUAUUCAUGUGAAGUGGAUGAGAAAGUAAAACAAGUGUAAAAAUGUAUUUGUGGUCAUAGUUGUAAGUUGGAAAAUGCAGAACAAAAUUAACUUUGGGAAAAGCUGGAAUAUUCAUUCAAGGUUAGCACCAAGUGAAGGAGAAGUUUUAGAGUUUGAACAGGCUGUGAAGAGUCAUUAGAAUUAGUACUUCUUAGAAGUAUUUGACUGGUUUUGCAUCUGGUUUUAAGUUGUUACAGUAACUGGUGCAAAAAGUUGUAUAUGUAAUGCACUUGACUAUGUUUACCAGGAGGUACCUUAUUAGCAUCUCUUCAAAGAAAGUUGCAUAUGGUAUACCUGCUAUAAAGACAGUUUAGAAAUGGUGAGAUACGAUGCUGCUAAUUUGUAGAGGUUUAGCACAGAGCAGUGCAACUCAUUAGUGAUCUUGAGCAAGAACAAGUUGUUGCUCUGUUAUCUUAACAGUAUAUACUCAUACAAAGUAGACUCUUGAGUUUUAAUCUUUUAUUAAAGAGCUUAAUAUAAAAAUAUAUAAUAUAUAUACCUUUUUCCCCCUAAAGCAAAAUGUGUUAUACGUACCCACUGGUGAAUUUGGUUCUCUGCACAAAGCCAGCCUGAGCUGGCUUUCUAGAAGGAACCGUACGUACACCAGGCUGUCAGGCUGCGCGGGGAGACGCCAGAACCGCCGCAGCUGCUGACUGCUCUGGCAGUCUGCAGUAGUGUCACCUGUCCCUUUGGCAGCACCAUGAGAAGCUCUGACCGCACGUAGCCCUGUAUUACGGUCACCUUGGUUCACAGCAGCACGAUGCUGCUGCUAUAGGAGUGGCUCAGCGGGCCUCGUAACACUGUUCUGUAGAGUUAAACACUUCACUUGGAGAGGUUUAUAAAAGUCUCACUUAGCUUUUUUUUUUUUUUUUGAAGAAAAGUGCUUGGACACAACUGAGUUUGGUAAUAAGGAAUGAUUUAAAAAAAUAUAUAUUGAGUAUUUUCAGACACAUUCAUCUUUAAAGGAUUUUUUUUGCAGACUCGGGGGGAAAAAAAGAAAAAAGGAGCUUGUUUAAAUAGAAAUACUUAUAGAAAUACUUAGCCACGGUGAUGGUUAAAUGUGUGUAAAGAUUCUAAAAUGCAAGACCAUACUGAGUGGAUUUUCUCAUUUAGGAUUUCAAACAGCCCUUACUGUUGGUGGCAUUACCAGUACUGUGCUUUUAAGUGUUUUAAACCCUUACAUUUUAAAGUUUGUUGGAAGAUACAUCUGAAUUGUUGAGCUACAGCUUAUUAAACAGUUCUUACAUUUAAAAGAUUUUUUUUUCAGUGAAGAAACUCAAAUUUCAAGAAUUCUCUAAUCCAUAGAUCCCCAAGAAUGAUGGCCAAGUACUUACUAAUAACCUUAUAGCUUAGAGCCACUGUGCUGUUUGCAGUUUGAGAGGAACUUUUAAAGUUCAAAAACAAACUUAAGGUCAACCUUUCUUGUGUUCAAUCACAAACUAACUUCUGUCAUGACCUGGCUUGUGUACAUUGUAAUUUCAGGUGGGCUUCUCACUUUGUCUUCAUGGAAGAUUUUCUUUCUGAAUUUCCGCUGUUUCAGUUGUAGCUAACAGUCUGCAUAAAGUACAAAACCAAAAAACCUGACUGUAUAAUUCAUGGGUGUCUUCAGUGACAAACUAAAUCAACAGAGCUGAUGAAACUGAAAAUUAAAAAUCUUUAAAACUGACAGACAUCUUGUUAGGAAAACUGCAGCCUUGGCAGUACCAUCUUGUUCUUAAUCUGGUCUGGUUUUCUUUGUUCAGAAUUGUAAAGGUGACAUUUCAAAAAGGUUACAAAAACUUCAGAACACUCCAGUUCCUGUAGGUUCUCCUGUUAUCAGUGGUUAGUUCUGAGGUGUAUGGUUGGUGAGUUGCAUGUAGGAAGAAUCACAUGCAGAUUGUUACUGGUACAAAGGUGCCUGUUGCCCUUUAUCUAUCUGGUUGUGCACCAUACUUCAGCAAUAUAGGCAGUACUUGCUCUUGAGUUUUGAUCUUGCUAAACAUUAUUGUAAAAUGUAACUGUUUGAUGAUUCCCUCCUCUUUGAGAGGAGCAACUGAGCUACUGCUGUCAUGUCUGUGCUUGUAGUACAGCACAGAGCAGUUAAACAAUGGAAAAGACAAUGGGGCCCAUUAGAGUUUGUAUCUUUCCUUAAAACGAACCAAACCCCCCAAACCUUCCUGAAUGGUAGUAAAUUAAAAUUUUUUACAUUGAGAAAAUUGCACUUAAAAUGUACUGUUUGAAUCCAGUAAUUUUGAAAAUGGUGUGGUUCUGUUGUAAAUACAUAGUAAUAGAGGUGUGCAGUGCUUCAUCAAAAGCGUGUUUACAGUACUUUGAGGAGUGCAAGUUAGCUUAGUUUUGUUCCAUAGGUCAUGUGUUUUGUCUGAAAGCUGCUAAGAGAAUGGCAUUUUGGUAAUGUCUGCUUGUACUUAGACAAUAAACGUGAUGUGAUACUGUGAAGUCUACAGUUUCCUUGUAGCAACUUUACCUUGUCACCUAGAAAUACUCAUAAAAACAUUGGCUCUUUUUCCUUGUUUUUUUAGUGGUUUGCAAUUGAGGGAGAUUUUGAACAUUUACCUUUGAUUUUCUUUUUUCAAACCUUUCACAAUAGUCUCUGUACACUGAAUAGUCAAGGUCAAUAGUGUUUUGUUUGCUUUUAAAAAGGGGGAAGCUCACAGCAGUAAACCAGAACUGAAAAACAAUGCCACCCCACCUAACUGAGUUUGAAAGACUUGAGUUUUUUGAGAGAAAGCUUACGCCUAUAGGGAAGUUGCAAAACUUGUCUAUACUCUGUGUUUUAGUUAUGGCUGCUUAGAGAACCAUAGUUGAAGCUCAUUUAGUACUUCAGCUACAUCAAAAAGCUCAAAGGUGCUCUAAAGGCUGUGCUGGCACAUGAUAAAGUAAGAGAUUAAAAUUGUAUACAGCAUGGCAUAAGCACGGUCAAGUAGUUUUAAAAGGAGCAAGCCUUAGGCUCCCUAUAUUCACCAGAUUUGCUGGAGUUGCAGUUCAUGGAUGGAAGGCUAUUGGGUUUUUAGUUUUAAUUACGUAGAACCAUAAUACUGUAAUACUCUACACUGUAAGGGACUUCACCCAGAUGAGUUCUAUGCAAUCAGCAAUGGCAUUUUGUUUUCUAGGACAUGAUUUAAACAAAACAAAAACACAAGCAACAAAACCAGGUAACUGUUUUUAAUGUCAAUUUAUCCUUCUUGAGGAAAUUGGUGGUUUUUUGUUUGUUUUUUUAGAUCUGUGGAUUUCAUAUUUGAUUAAAAACUUUAACAUGCUAAGAUUGGCUUUAAGAUGCUGCAUUUUGCUCUCCAUGUGUACUUACAGUUUGUUACAGCUGUGGAAGAAAUCCACUUCAGAGUGCACCUGUUUGUGUUACCCCAUAACAAAUGUUAUUUGUAACAAAUAGUAGUAAUUCACCGUAAUUUCACAAGGAAGCUUGUGACGAGAUUGUUUAAUGUGUUUUACUACAUGUUUUGUUAAUGCAUCAGUUGUGUAAAUUUAUCUUUGCAGAGCACUAAUUAACUUGGUUUUAAUUCUACUUUUCAAAAGCAAUCUGUUUCCAGAACUCUGUGUUUCUUCUGAAAAAGGUUUCUCUAAAUACAUCACAGAGCUGUAGAUUAAUUUGAAGCUGUUUAAAAUUUCUCACGUCAUUUAACAUUUCUUUUCAAAGUGUAGAAAUUGAAAUAUUUGAAAACAGUCUUACAGGGUAAAGAUGAGUGUACUUCUAGAAUGUAAAUCUUUGUAAAAAAUUAGUUCAAUUUUUCCUGUAUAGAAACAAAUCUCAGUUGUGAAAUCCAAAGAUGAAUAAAGCUGUAUAAAGGGAA
Messenger RNA from Cygnus olor (mute swan), 8926 nucleotides. RefSeq names its product kinesin light chain 1 (gene KLC1). Gene Ontology annotation, biological process: axo-dendritic transport. The record is from RefSeq and is a predicted model, not a curated record. Gene Ontology annotation, molecular function: kinesin binding. Lineage: Eukaryota; Metazoa; Chordata; Aves; Anseriformes; Anatidae. The transcript has 16 exons. Gene Ontology annotation, cellular component: membrane-bounded organelle; cytoplasm; kinesin complex. The coding region runs from base 1958 to 3871 and encodes 637 amino acids.